This is a messenger RNA of Gastrolobium bilobum, 991 nucleotides long. RefSeq lists its product as uncharacterized. The transcript is spliced from 3 exons. The record is from RefSeq and is a predicted model, not a curated record. Bases 36 to 848 code for a protein of 270 amino acids. Lineage: Eukaryota; Viridiplantae; Streptophyta; Magnoliopsida; Fabales; Fabaceae.
AAGAGAUAUGGCAUGGAAUACUGCCAGUCCCAGACAUGUGCUUCAGUAAUUUGAUGGUGUUGAUCGUGGAUGGGUGCCAAUUUUUAUCAGAUGUUCUGCCGUCUCAUUUACUUCCUUUCUUAACUAAAUUGGAAAGGCUGGAAGUUCGAGACUGUAGUUCUGUGAAGACCAUAUUUGAUGUGAAAUGCAUAACAGAAGACAGAAAAAUGAAAACUAUGGAACCAGCCCUCCUCCCCCUCCCUUUUUCCCUCAAGAAAUUGAUUUUAGAGCAGCUGCCAAAUCUGGAGAAUGUUUGGAAUGAAGAUCCUCAUGGAUUUCUAAAGGUGCAACUUCUUCAAGAAGUAGUUGUUAAGAACUGUAAAUGCCUUACAAGUUUGUUUCCAGCAUCAGUGGCCAAAGAUCUUGUGAAACUUGAAAAUCUAUUUGUGAAACACUGUGAGGGGCUGAUGGUAAUUGUUGCAGAGGAUAAUGCAGAUCCAAAAGGAACAAAUCUAGAGCUCACGUUCCCUUGUAUGAUUGAAUCCCCUGAUGAUAAGAUAAUAUUUGGGGAGCUCCAAACUUUGAAUCUUGAAUAUUUACCAAACCUCACAAGCUUCUAUAAUGGGAGUUUUAGUUUAAGUUUCCCAUCCUUGGAGGAAUUGUCAGUAUUCAAUUGCCACAGGAUGGAAACUUUCUGUCCCGGUACCAUCAAUGCAGACAAGUUGUUAAGAGUUAAAUUUGAGGAGAACUCAGAUGCUAUCCCAUUGGAAAUUGAUCUCAAUUCUACCAUACGGAAGGCGUUUCUGGCAACGGCUGAGUCCAGAGAGGAAAAGGAGAUUGAUGGCAAAGUCAGCGAUGAAAAGGAAUAAAUUUGUCCAGCUGAGUCGAACUCGAAUAAUGCAUGAGAGGUCAGGAAGAGGAGAGUGAUGACAAAGAAAGUUGAUGAAGAGGAACAAAGUUGUCCAGUACUACCAAUAUUAUUACUUUUGGGUUUGAUCUAGCAUUACUAUGA